This is a messenger RNA of Carica papaya (papaya), 1614 nucleotides long. It is a transcript of the gene KCO5, whose product is annotated as Ca2+ activated outward rectifying K+ channel 5. Gene Ontology annotation, biological process: stabilization of membrane potential; potassium ion transmembrane transport. Gene Ontology annotation, molecular function: outward rectifier potassium channel activity; calcium ion binding; potassium ion leak channel activity. NCBI's taxonomy places the organism in Eukaryota, Viridiplantae, Streptophyta, Magnoliopsida, Brassicales, Caricaceae. The record is from RefSeq and is a predicted model, not a curated record. Gene Ontology annotation, cellular component: plant-type vacuole membrane; plasma membrane.
AACUAUCUUCCAUAAACCAAUCCCAAUCCACGGAAAGUAACUAGCUUUGUACCUUCCCCUUUUUUUCUCAGAUGGAAAACGAGCCUUUUCUCGCCUCCCAAACAAGACCCCAGCUGCAAUCCAUCCUCCACGAUGCCUCCCCUUUCUCCCUCCCUCAUUCCAUUUCAAACCCAGUCAUUUUCUCUGAAAUCCAAGACCACCCACAACAACGAUUGCCCCCCGCGACUACUCUCAAGACCAAGUCCUUACAUCGCUCCAAAACUGCUCCGGCCAUGGUCGUCAUGCGAGACCACGAAUCCAAAGUGCCCCAAAUACCCAAACCCCAAUCUGAGUCUGGUUCCAUCAUUAGACAGGCGAUUGUCCUGCUUACGCUUUACUUAUCUCUGGGUAUUGCUAUUUAUUCUUUUAACAGAGAUCAUUACUCGGGUGUGGAGACUCAUCCGGUUGUUGAUGCGUUCUAUUUCUGUAUAGUCACCAUGUGUACCAUUGGAUACGGGGAUAUUGCUCCGACAACGCCGGCAACUAAGGUUUUUGCUUGUGUCUUCGUGCUUGUUGGUUUUGGUUUCAUAGACAUCUUGCUGAGUGGGGUUGUGAAUUAUGUCCUUGACUUGCAAGAGAACAUGAUCUUGACUGGGAUACAAAUGGAGAAAGCUCGAGAAGGAUUCUCAGCCAGGAAUUACAUUGUCGACGUGGAAAAGGGGAGGAUGAGAAUUAGACUCAAAGUUGGGUUAGCGCUUGGUGUUGUGGUUCUUUGUAUCGGUAUUGGUACACUGGUGCUCUACUUUGUGGAGGAUCUUGACUGGGUCGACUCAGUUUAUUUAUCAGUCAUGUCUGUCACCACUGUUGGGUAUGGAGACAGGGCCUUCAAAACCCUGCCCGGCAGGUUGUUUGCGGCGCUCUGGCUUCUCUUGUCCACACUGGCGGUGGCUAGGGCGUUCCUGUAUUUGGCAGAGGCUAGGAUUGACAAGAGGCACAGGAGGAUCGCCAAGUGGGUCUUACAUCGUGAUAUCACUGUGGAGGAUUUGCUUGCAGCAGAUAUCAAUAACAAUGGCUUCAUCAGCAAAUCAGAGUACAUCAUCUUCAAGCUUAAGGAGAUGGGGAAGAUUGGAGAGAAAGAUAUUCUGCAGAUCUGCCAUCAGUUCAGCAAGCUUGAUCCCAACAACUCUGGGAAGAUCACAUUGCCUGAUCUCUUGGAGAAUCGCUUAUGAUAGUUGGAAACAUGAACUUGAUUUUAUUUAUUUUUCUCAGAGAAUGCGAGACUUAUCUUCUUCAUCUGGGAGAAAAGUCAUGUACAGUAAAACGGAAAGUAUCAUCAUCACCAUCCUAGUGCAAAAACUGCUGUAAGUGUAGAGGUAAGGAUCGUUGUCUUGCAAAAGAUGGUAGUAGGAAAUGCUGGGAGGUUAUACAUUAGAAAAUAUAUAUUCAUGGAACAUACAGAGAUCUGAAAAUCAUACCUUUUUCAACACUUGAAUAAUAAUCUGAAAGGAUGAAAACAGGACAGAUGGCUUCUUUUUCCUCAGAUGGAGAUUCUUGUGUUCUGGGUUAUGAAAUUCAAUGAUAGGUUUAGUUCUUUUACCUGGAUUUGGCUUCAUUAUAAGAAAAAAUGCAACAAAA